GGCUCAGGCGGUGUGACCCACCGUUGGACUAUACCAUUGCACUUUAUUUUUAAUAGGGUCUUUUUGUUUGUUUGUAAAGAUGUCUUUUUCAUGCAAUCAUUCCCUGGACGGCAGCUUUCCUCCAUCUCCAGCGGAGGGCAGGGGUUCAAAGCGGCUGUCCUGGGGCAGUCUGCUGCAGAGGCUGACUGAGCUGAAGGGAAUCAAUCAGAGGGUCACAGCAGAUCAGUGCAGCAGGAGUGAAACUGGAUCUGUGGCAGACAUGUCACUGUCUGAAUCAGACAGCAGUUUAUUCUGUUAUCCCCUGGAGGAGACCCUGGCUACUGAGGUUGUAGAAACAAUAGCCCAAAGUCUCACCGAUGCAUCACACAUCCUGGGCUGCUCCAAACUCAUCCUAGCUGACUGUCUACUGCACCACAUCAGCCAAGAGCUGUUGCACCUUGCUGUCAGCGAGCCUUGCGGCCUCAGGGGAGCCCUCAUCGACUUGUGUGUGGACAGGGGGGACCAGGGGUCCCUAUGUACUGUGGACCAAAUAGCAGUAGAUGCCACCCUGGUCCCGACCUUCCAUGUGACCCUGGUGCUGAGGCUGGAGUCCAGUGGACUGUGGCCAAAGGUUCAGAAGCUCUUCAAGGGAAGCAAGUCAUCACAGACAUUUGCAAAGAACCAAAAUUCUCUGAGGCUGAGUAAGAGUUUUAGGGCUAUCAAGAGGAAACUGUAUUGUUCAGGGGAGCUGCUGAUUGAAGAGUGCUGCUGACUAAGGGCUUCUGUCGCUGAGUUGAGCUGAACUGAAUUCAUAUGUACUGUGAAAAGCAGCUGGUGGGUUAAGCUUUGCCUUCUUUUUUUUAAAAACAAUUUUAUGGCUCCAAAUGGCACUAACAACAUUGUCAUGACUUAGCACAUACCUGUCUUUGAUGGGGUAUUACAUGUGUAUCAAGGUUUCUCAGAAACCAAACUUAUUUCUCAUGGCAGCUACUCACCUGGUUGCAGGUGGCUCAACAGAGAAGACUCAUGUUGGAACAUGGAUCCAAUGAAUGUAAUGUCACACCCUUGAGGGAAUGACUAAUGUAUUUGAUAGUCAAAUAUUACCUGAAGCGUGCGUUUUGUAUUUUCAACUACUUAAGAACAUAAAUAAAUU
Molecule: messenger RNA, 1132 nt
Organism: Cottoperca gobio
Lineage: Eukaryota; Metazoa; Chordata; Actinopteri; Perciformes; Bovichtidae
Product: DNA damage-inducible transcript 4 protein-like
Exons: 2
Coding region: 80-751 (223 amino acids)
Biological process (GO): response to hypoxia; negative regulation of TOR signaling; apoptotic process
Cellular component (GO): cytoplasm
Molecular function (GO): 14-3-3 protein binding
Source: RefSeq, a predicted model, not a curated record